AUGGCUUUCGGCGAGGUUUUACACUACGUGACGCAGCCUACAGGCUGGCCAGAACCAGUGCGCGGCAUCGCUUCCUUAUUGUCACCGUUGCAUUACGCAGACCGGCCAGGCGGCGAGGAGUGUCUUGCGUCGCCACCGAAGCCCUCCGAGUCACUCUCGGCUCGUGAAACGCCUUCCCCGGGCUCAUUUACUGCAAUGGAUUUUCAGGGCUUGAUUCAUUCGACAGCUGCAGGGUUAAGCGCACUUGCUGAGCUUCCUCGCUAUGGUGGCGAGAGGUCUACUGUUCCCCUUUGGUCUCAACUUCUUCAUGCGUUGGUAAGAACACUAUCGUCGGAAGUUCUAAUUCUUGAAGAUGCACCAUUCGUUAUGCCACAAGCUCAGAACGUGGCAAGUCAGCCGUCAAAUUUGAUUGACGGGCAUGCGACCCUUCUUGCUGCACAUGCAAUCUUCUCUGCACCUAGAACUCAUUCAGACAGAUAUAGCACCAGCUCAGGAAGCGAAGAAGACGAAGAAGAACUGAUGUAUUCCGCAGACUCUGACUCAUGCAAUGGUUCACUCGACUCACUCGACCUGCCCUUGCAAGCGCAUAUGCUCCCAGGUCGAGGCAGAUGCCUUUCUGCAGUGGUGCCAGUCUUACUAGUCGCCGACGCCCGUAAUAUCGUGCCCCUGCUUUCCAGCGCUCUUUACCAGAGACAUGUGUGGGGGAUUCUUCAGCCCGUGGUCGGCCUGUGCUGUUCGAGCACAGCGCAUCUCGCUUUAGCAGCGGAUGAUCAUUUAAAUCCCUUGGUGGGAGUUUUUGACUUUACUGACACCAAUUCUGCCACCUGCCUCGCGCAGUUCGUUUUGGGGUUGCGGAGUCAUUUUGAAGAUAUCAAGGGUGCCACAUCGAUAGAAGCAGUCGAUUCUCUGACUCCGUUGCACUGGAGAUCUGAUUUACCCGACUUUGAAACUCAGUUUGGGGGACGACUGGACGAACGGGUGGCGUCUUGGACCCACCAUGUACAUGUGCAGACGAGUUCUAGCGAGGCAUCAUCUUCAUCUACUCCUUGUACCCCGUCCCCGCUCUCGGAUCCUGCGCUUGUACCUUGUGAGAAUAUGAGUCCUCAAGACCUUCACAGUAUCAUCGAGGAGGAACAGUCCCCAUCCGCUACUCAAGGAGACAUACGCGACUGGCGAGAUGAAACGGUAAAUCCAGGUCUUGUAAUUACCCUAGGAAGGUCAUCGCGACCACCGUCCUUGAAGGACUCCUCGCAGAGGUCAUCCAGUCUAUCUCGCCAACCAGUACACGACGUCAAGAAGAGAUCUUCUUCGACUUCAUCACGAGCACCUAGCCAAAUCUCAAACUCGAGCCUCGCCCGCAAAAGCGAUGCUGGCCUUGUGGAUGAUUUAACCAUGUCCAAUUGGCUAUUCGAAAGGAUGGCCUUCACUGUAGGUCGCAUCCCACUCCCCGGGGAACUACAGCACGAAACGGGGAUUAAUGACAUGGUUAAAACCUAUGAUGAAAUGACGGCAUUUACCUGGUCGGACGAGGUGCACCCCAUACUCUCGGAGUCUACAAUUGAUAGCUCGGUAUUGGAUGUCCGAUCAGAACUAUUCGACAAAGCCGCCAAUCAUAUCAGUCAGUCGAGCGCAAUCGACAUUCCUUCGUCGGAUGUCGAGUUCAUUUCAGUUCAGCUAUCUGCGUUGUUGCACGCCGUAAAAGGCGCUCGCCAUUGUAAUGGUGUAGCAAAAUCACACGGCGCCAACGAGACUGAAUGGCGCCACGAGUGGGAUGCCUUACUCCUCAACUUCUUCCAACCUGUUCCCGGUCAACGGGAUGUCCUGUUAGAGCGAUACUUGAACUCCCCUCGCAACCUUGCUGCUGAUGACACGUUCUUUGCAGAACGCGCAGAGUCUCUCACUACAGAUUACCUUUUUUUGUGUACCGCCCAGCGUGCUGCUGUGCGUAGCACCAACCAGUCUGACUUGGAUAUUGUGAAGCAAGCUGUUGCGGCGAUCACACAAGCGGCUCAAUUUUCUGGCGAUAUCGCGGGCCGUCGUGAUGCACCUGCAAAGAUUGCAGGUCAUUCCUGCAUAGAACCACGGACAGCCAAAUGUGAUGCCGUCCUUGUUGUCCCAUGUUCUGGGGCCACUACUGCGAUGCUUCAACGCCUACGUAAUAGCAAAGAGAAAGAGCGAAAAAACUUUCUCGACACUUUCAUCCUAAUUCGAGGUUCACAGGCGGAGAAGGAUGACUCCGUACUGGCCAAGAGUGAACCUUCCUCCCAGACUAAAGAGCUCGUUGGUCCCAGUCACAAGUCCAUAUCCGAUAGACAUCUUCAGGUGCCCUCCUCUCAUGUAUCGGAAUCCAAGAAGAAAAAACACGAGCAGAACCCAUUGCAUGAUCUAUUUCUCGUCCAUCCUGAUGGCACUCUACCGACAGAUGUAUUUUCUGGGCAGAUGUCCUGGCCCGAGCCCAGAGACCUACUCCUCCCGGUGCUGCUCUCUGAGUACAAGAAGAAUGACACAUCCAUGAUCUUGCAAGCCACAAAUCAGAUGAGGACCUACCUAGUUUCUGCAAUUACCUUCCUUUCCGCGCUCGGCAUCACAAACGAGCCUGUCUUUGGACUAGUUGUCAAUGGGCCACGUGGUGCAGUCACAAUGGCAUGGAAGAAAGGCGAGAAAAUCUACAUUAUGGAACGCAAUGUGCGACAUUACAACAUCACCGAUCCACUUCAAGCAUUUCAAUUUGUAGCUGUCCUGCUCCGGCUCGCGCGCCAUGGCCUGAUUCUUCGUCAGAAGUUCGAGGAGAAACAAGGCGCAUUCUAUGAGAGUAUUUCAUCGAAAACGUUCAAGCCGUGGUCAAAGCUUGCUCAAUUGAGUGAAGAGAAGGAUAAAUCGGAGGCAGUACAGCAAACAGGUUCGGAGCAGGUGGGUGAACGGGGUCGGAGCAGCAAGGAAUCUGGUAAAUGAAUGGGGAGUACAAAGGGGAAGAUUAUGCAUAACAGAUAGCGGAACACGCUAGCCUCGCCACCGCUCGCAAAAUGUCCAAUUUUUUUCCGUCCACAUACAAUAAGACCAUCAAUGUUUCUGUUUUCCGAUGGUGCUGAAUGUUUCUUGAUCGGAACACGGAUAAUCACCGCACUUGCACACGCCAUCAUCGGCAUCUAAUUCCAUCCAAGAGUUGUAAUCUUGUGGUCGAAUUCUGAUGAACUCUGAUUUGAACCCUCGAAACCCAAUCAUUAACUCGAGGAGUCUGAAAAUCAAU
Molecule: messenger RNA, 3247 nt
Organism: Suillus paluster
Lineage: Eukaryota; Fungi; Basidiomycota; Agaricomycetes; Boletales; Suillaceae
Exons: 10
Coding region: 1-2952 (983 amino acids)
Source: RefSeq, a predicted model, not a curated record